This is a messenger RNA of Conger conger (European conger), 1833 nucleotides long. RefSeq names its product asparagine synthetase [glutamine-hydrolyzing]-like. The coding region runs from base 9 to 1694 and encodes 561 amino acids. Gene Ontology annotation, cellular component: cytosol. Lineage: Eukaryota; Metazoa; Chordata; Actinopteri; Anguilliformes; Congridae. Gene Ontology annotation, molecular function: asparagine synthase (glutamine-hydrolyzing) activity. The transcript has 11 exons. The record is from RefSeq and is a predicted model, not a curated record.
UCGCAGACAUGUGUGGGAUUUGGGCGCUGUUCGGCAGCGACGACUGCCUCUCCACGCAGUGCACCAGCGCCAUGAAGAUCGCCCACCGCGGGCCCGACGCCUUCCGCUUCGAGAACGUCAACAGCUUCACCAACUGCUGCUUCGGGUUCCACCAGCUGGCCAUCGUGGACCGCCUGUAUGGCAUGCAGCCUCUUAGGGUCAAGACGUUCCCCUUCCUGUGGCUCUGCUACAACGGAGAGAUCUACAACCACCUGCAGCUGAAGGAGAAGUUUGAGUUUGAGUACCAGACUAAGGUGGACGGGGAGAUCCUGCUGCACCUCUACGAGCGUUUUGGGAUUGAGAAGAUGGUGACUCUCCUGGACGGCGUCUUCGCCUUCGUCCUGCUGGACACGGCAAACAGGAAGGUCUGCCUGGGGCGAGACACCCUUGGGGUGCGGCCGAUGUUCCGUAUGCUGACUGACGACGGCUUCCUGGCCGUCUGCUCUGAAGCCAAAGGCCUGACGGAGAUCACCCACUCCAUGGCCAGCCCCCCCGAGAUCGCCCCCUUCCCCCCGGGACACUUUGAGGUCUUCACCCUGAAGAGCAGCGGGAAGGUGGAGUCUGUUCAGCUCAAGCGUUUCCACAGCUGCACCGACGAGCCCAAACAUGCCGUCCACGACAGCUUCAGGGGCCUCCUUUCAGGGUUUGAUCUGGAGACGGUAAAGAGCAACAUCAGGCUCCUGUUUGAGAACGCCGUGAGGAAGAGGCUGAUGGCCCACCGAAGGAUCGGCUGCUUGCUGUCAGGUGGGCUGGACUCUAGUCUGGUUGCCGCGACGCUGGUGAAGCUGGGGAAGGAGGAUGAGCUGAAGUACCCAGUACAGACCUUCUCCAUCGGCACAGAGGACAGCCCUGAUAUCCUGGCAGCCCGCAAGGUGGCGGCACACAUUGGCAGCGAACACCACGAGGUGAACUUCAACCCUGAGGAGGGCAUCCGGGCCAUCCAGGAAGUCAUCUACCACCUGGAGACGUAUGACGUCAGUAGCAUACGUGCCUCUAUUGUGAUGUAUCUGGUGUGCAAGUACAUCCGCGAGAAGACGGACAGUGUGGUGAUCUUCUCUGGGGAAGGAUCGGAUGAGCUCACCCAGGGGUACAGCUACUUCCACAAGGGCCCUUCUCCUGAGGCAGCAGCAGAGGAGAGUGAGAGGCUGAUGAGGGAGCUCUACCUGUUUGAUGCGCUGAGAGCCGACCGCACCACUGCCGCACACGGUUUGGAGCUGAGGGUCCCGUUCCUGGAUCACAGAUUAUGUGCAUAUUACCUGUCCUUACCCGGAGAGAUGAGAACCCCCAAGGAUGGAGUGGAGAAGCACCUCCUGAGAGAGUCAUUUAAGGGGCUGAACUUGAUCCCUGACGACAUCCUGUGGAGACGCAAGGUGCCUUUUAGUGACGGAGUCACCUCCAACAAGAAGUCCUGGUUCAGCUACCUGCAGGACCAUGUAGAGACUGAGGUGAACGACUCCCAGUUGGAGAGCGCAGCUAAAGUGUUCCCCCACUGCACCCCUAAAACCAAAGAGGCCUAUUACUACCGCCAGGUGUUUGAGAAGUACUACCCGGGCCGGGCUGGCUGGCUGUCCCAUUACUGGAUGCCCUGGUGGAUCAAGGCCACCGACCCCUCGGCCAGAACCGUAUCCAUCUGCACACCCAACAAGGACCAGUGACUGGAGACACGUUGCCAUGGCAACAAUGCCACCUCCUGUCCGUAAACCCCGCCCACUCCUAAACCAGCAGCCAGUCGUAUUCACUCUCACAAAUAAUGAGACAACAAGAAAUCACAUCUCUGGAUGGGUGAGCAUUACC